AUGUUCUUCUUCUCCUUCGGUGCGGUCUUCGCCGCUGUCGUCCCCCCUUUCGUCACCUCUGCCGCAUCCGAAAUCUUUGCCACACCUGGCCCCCGUUCCGAACCUCUCUGUGCGCCUCUCGGUGACAGCACUGCCCCGGAGCCAUCCUCCAACGCUCUCUCAGCUUUCACAGAUGACGAGAAGUACGACGAGUUGGCCUUGACGGCCCCGAUCCCUGCCGGCUACACUGCCACCAUGAAAAACGCAAACUGUGCCUUCUCGUCCAACAGGUACAUGCUGUACGUUCAACUGGACUCAUACGACCCGGAGGCUUGCGCCGAACUCUGCAACAACCAUGAAGGCUGCGACUCCUUCAACAUCUACAUCCAGCGUAGCCCGUCUCAGAUUCCUGGGCCAGCCUGCCCCAAUCCGGCUCCCAUUGCCGUCGCCCAAUGUGCCCUCUACUCCCUGCCGGAGGAGGCAUCUUCUUGCACAAACUUCGGUCAGCACAUUGGCCCCGUCGAUGCCAACGGUGAGGCCUUCAAAACUGCUAUGCGCAGCUCCAACGUGUACGCAGCAUACAACAAGAUCGCUGUCAAGGAAGUCACCGUGACUGUCACCACUACCCACCACAUGCACACGACCUUCACCAGGCUUGUCUCAAGAAGUGAUAUUUCACGGAGAGACAUCGCCACUACUAUUGACAAUGGUGAUCGAACAAUCAACAUGACUACUACCGUCACACACACUCGUUCUGCAAAGUCCAAGUCUGUGGCUGUUGAAACCCCGGCUGGUGUUGUCACUGUCACUCGGUCGGCAAAUCCUGCGUCUUACGUUGGUACGGUCACUGUUACCCGUUCGGCAAACCCGACUGCACAUGCUGGCACUACAACCGUUACUCGGACCAGGUCGCAGGGCGCAGGCGCAACGCCCUCCCAGUUCCAGUCUGUCAUCUACACAACCGUCACAUCCUACUACGACAAGCGCGCCGAGCCGUAUACUGCGCCUGCUGAGUACGUCACCGUCACUGAGGAAGGAGAACCUACAUACGUUGACACUACGACCACAACCGUCUUUAACACCUCUGGCGUAGUGACCGUGACUACCACUGUCCCCAACACCCUACCCGCAGAGACCACCACCAUCACCGUUGAUGACGCUGAGACACCUACCUACGCUGGCAAGCGCCCCCUGGGCCCUGCUGUCGCGGCUGAGCCAAUGCUCACUAUCACGAUUGACGAGAACUACGUGUACACCGGUCCUACGGAUGUGCCUAUGAAGACCUAUACUAUCUACCCAGACCACUAG
Molecule: messenger RNA, 1287 nt
Organism: Alternaria hordeiaustralica
Lineage: Eukaryota; Fungi; Ascomycota; Dothideomycetes; Pleosporales; Pleosporaceae
Exons: 3
Coding region: 1-1287 (428 amino acids)
Source: RefSeq, a predicted model, not a curated record